This is a messenger RNA of Lithohypha guttulata, 1479 nucleotides long. RefSeq lists its product as uncharacterized. NCBI's taxonomy places the organism in Eukaryota, Fungi, Ascomycota, Eurotiomycetes, Chaetothyriales, Trichomeriaceae. The record is from RefSeq and is a predicted model, not a curated record. Bases 1 to 1479 code for a protein of 492 amino acids. The transcript has a single exon.
AUGGCCGAAGGGCUACAGGGCGCCUCUGUGCGACCGACAACACCAAACCAUCAGCAUCGACUACUGAGCACACGCGUGCUUGCCCAAGGACAACCUGUACCAAUCCAGACCUCAACGCACCGGUUUUCCUCGAAUAUCGGCCCUUUGUCACCUGUAAAUCAGAAUGGCAGUUUCGCCUGGGACAGGAUCAUUAAACGUGGAAAGCUAGAGAGAAGAGUGAAGAAGAAGGGCGCAUGGAAGGCCUCGUGGAAGCCGGCUUACCUUGUCCUCAGACCUAAUCUUCUGUCCGUCUAUAAGGAUACCGACGAAACUGAGCUCAGGGCUUCCAUCACCUUGUCAGAUGUGACAGCUGUCGCAACUGUGAAGAAGUCACACCACGAUAAUGUCUUCGGCAUCUUUUCGCCUUCCAAGAAUUACCACUUCUCUGGUGCAAAUGCUCGCGAGACUUCAGAUUGGAUUGCAAUAUUGCGGCUGGAGGCGCAUACAGAAGAGCAGACCGAUCUAAGCCCACCAGACGCUGGCUUCAGACACAUGGAGGGUCAAGGGUACGAUACCACUGAUAUAUCGGCCGACGAGGAUCUGGACGCCCCAGCUUCACCGAAAGUCUCACAGUGGACUAUGAGAGGACAAAAGACACGUCUCAUGCCUCAGGCGAAUUCCGAUCCGAGGAGACUCUCUGGUCUGGCUCCUUAUCCAUCAGGCAAUGAAUCUUUCGUGACCUCGCAGUCAGACUUUUCAGAUGGCCUCGGCAGCUCGUUUCCAGGUCCAAAGAGCUAUCUUUCGAGCUCCACGCCAGUACAGCCCUCCACACUAGCGCCCAUACUGGAUGAUGUCCGCAGCACGCCGAAGCCUGUCUUGAACAGAAAUACAUCCUACCUCUCUGAUACCACUGGACAACCUUUGCCUGGUUCGAAAAAUGGUCCUAAGCCGCAGCAGCAAAUACCCACGCAUGACCCAUCUCGCGUUGUUCGCCAAGGUUAUCUAAAGCUGAGCAAAACAGUUUCCGGGGUCAAACAAUGGAGAUCUAUCUGGGCGGUACUUCGCAUCUCUUCUCUCUCCUUCUACAAGUCAAAUAACGAAUACUCUCCCAUCCUCAUUCUUCCACUAUAUGCAAUUAUUGAGGCCGCAGAAAUCGAGCGCAAAGACAAAUACAAUUGUUUUCAGGUCAUCGGAGAAGAGAAGACGUACAAGCUGCGUACCGAAAGCGAGGACGAGCUAGAAAGCUGGCUUGGUGCUUUCAAGAGUUUGCUUGUCAAGCAAGAAGCAGAGCGAAGUAGCCGAAGCCGUGGACAAAGUAUGAACGGGUUGGUCGAGGCAGCUGGCUCGCAACAAGUACGCCAUCAACGGCCUGUGCAACCACCGAGUAGAGAUGGAAUGAAUAGCAUCACGGCACAGAUGCGAGGUGCAAGCUUCACUGAUGCUCAGCCAAAGAGAAUAGUCAGCCCGCCUGCCACUGGACUGACGAGUGCUCCUGCAUAG